Messenger RNA from Daphnia magna, 2517 nucleotides. RefSeq names its product LPS-assembly protein LptD-like. Gene Ontology annotation, biological process: Gram-negative-bacterium-type cell outer membrane assembly; lipopolysaccharide transport. The coding region runs from base 1 to 2517 and encodes 838 amino acids. Gene Ontology annotation, cellular component: cell outer membrane. NCBI's taxonomy places the organism in Eukaryota, Metazoa, Arthropoda, Branchiopoda, Diplostraca, Daphniidae. The transcript has a single exon. The record is from RefSeq and is a predicted model, not a curated record.
AUGUUUGACAUACAGCCCCCACACACAAAAAUUAAGCCGCUCGUUUUAAUCGUUCGACUCGCAUUUAUUUUCGCAGCCAGCUCAGUCACAUUCGCGCACGGCCAAACCAGCAUUGAAGCGGCAAAAGCAGAUCCACUCCCCGCCAAAGUUACCAAUGCAGCAACCCAAGUUGCAGCAACGGCAAAAAACAGCGACACAAAACCGCUCCUUAGCAGCCAACGCGCACCGCUCACCUAUUGCGACGACACACCAAGCGACGUAUUAAAACCAUUCCCCGCAGGCAGCACAUCGGCCAGUGCCAACAUCGUCAAAGGCGCAGUCAACGACACACUGAUACUCAAAGGCAACGCCUGCGUGGUGCGCGACACUGUCAAAAUGCAAGGCGACACCGUUUUAUACCGCUACAACGACGAGCAAGUCAGCGCCACAGGCAACGCCAUCAUCCGAACCAGCACAGGCGACGAAAUCAGCGGGCCAUCGGUCUCAUACAAUUUAAGCACUGAAACAGGCCAAGCCGCGCCAGCAGACUUCAAAAUCGGCAGCACAGGCGGCCACGGCAAAGCCGAAUCACUCAACAUCAUCUCCAGCCGCCGCGCCAUCAUGCAAAAUGCGUUUUACACCACAUGCCGCGCCGACGACCCAGAUUGGUACAUCAAAAACCAAACCUUAUUGGUAGACCAAGACACAGACAGCGCCUCGGGCAGCGGCUCGGUUUUUGUAUUCAAAGGCGUGCCCAUGUUCGCCAGCCCAUACAUACAAUUCCCGCUGGGCAAUCAACGCCAAUCAGGUUUACUCACGCCAACCAUUGGCUACAGCACCGACUCAGGCGCAGACUUGGCCAUCCCGUAUUACUUUAAUUUAGCACCAAACUAUGACGCCACACUCACACCCGGCAUUUUGACCAAACGCGGCUUCAAGCUUGGCGCCCAAUACGGCUACUUAACCAAUUCAAGCGCCGGCAGCUUUUACUCUGACCUGCUGUUCGACGACAAAGUCGCCAAACGCAAUACCAACCAGUGGCUGACAAACAACCCUGGCGCGACCAAACUUGGCGGGGGCAAUAUUUCCAACACCAACCGCUGGUAUUGGCGCGCCCAACACCAAACCAGCGGCACAUUUGCCGACGGCGUUUGGGUCGCCAGCGUAGACAGCCAACGCGCAUCCGACAACGCGUAUUUUGACGACUUUAACGCACCAGGCGUCGACACAUCCUCGCGCAUACUCACCAGCGAAUACGCCCUAAAAUACAGCCGCAACAACUGGCAAGUCACCCUGCGCGAAAAAACCAACCAAACCCUGCAAAACCCCAAUGGCACCGUUGCCGCACCAUACGAUUUUGAGCCACAACUCACCCUCACUGGCAGCGAGCGUUUUGGCAAUUGGGUUGCCAGCCUCGAAUCAGAAUCCACCCGCUUCAAACACCCUGACCCAGUCAACUACGCGCAAGGCUGGCGCCACUUCGCCUACCCAAGUCUGCGCUACGAAUACCGCACCCAAGCAGGUUUCAUCACACCAAAAAUCGGCGUUCACGCCACACAAUACAACCUAUCAUCCCUACCAAACAGCGCGGCCAAUACAUACAGCAAAGACGCCAACCGCCUUUUGCCCAUCGCCAGCCUAGAUGCAGGCCUCGUGUUUGAACGCAACAGCUCAUGGCUGGGCCGCGCUAGUACCCAAACCUUUGAGCCACGCGCGUAUUAUUUAUACACACCCUACAAAAAUCAAAGCAACAUUUGGAACUUUGACUCAGCCGCCGGCGACUUCGACCUCAACCGAAUUUACGGCGAAAACGACUUUACUGGCCGCGAUCGCGUAUCCAACGCCAACCAAGUCACCAUUGGCGCCACCAGCCGUUGGAUUGCUCAAGACACCGGCGAAGAGUUAUUCCAACUCACCGCCGCCCAGCGCUACUACAUAACCCCGCAAAAAGUCACAUUAACAGGCGGCAGCACAGACGAAUCGAGCCGCAAAUCCGACAUCCUCGCCUCCGCCUCAGGUCAAAUCACACGCCAAUUCUGGGUAAGCGCCUUUGGCCAAUACAAUAUUGACAACAAAGAACUGCUCAAAACUGACCUUUCUUUGCGCUGGCAACCCGCCCCCAAAAAAGUACUGAACAUCGGCUACCUAAACAACAGCGUACUCAUCCCAGAAACCAAAAGCAUCUACGCAUCAGGUCAAUGGCCACUCAAACUCAUAUCCAAACGCUUAUACGGCGUCGCCCGCUUCAACUACGACAUCAAAAACAAACAAAUCGCCGACGCCUUUGUUGGACUUGAAUACGUCAAAGACUGCUGGGUCGUCCGCCUCGUCGGAGAACGCACCAUCACCAGCGACAGCAACGCCAAAAACGGCGUCUACCUCCAGCUUGAGCUCAAAGGCCUUGGCGCAUUAGGCACAGACCCAAAAGACGUGAUUAGCUCAGGAGUUGCGGGCUAUGAAGCCAUGAAAUUUGAAGAUGCGGAUGAGAUUGAAGAUGAGGUUAAAGCUGUGGCGGAGUCAAAACCACUCAGCCAGUAA